Molecule: messenger RNA, 834 nt
Organism: Condylura cristata (star-nosed mole)
Lineage: Eukaryota; Metazoa; Chordata; Mammalia; Eulipotyphla; Talpidae
Exons: 4
Coding region: 1-834 (277 amino acids)
Source: RefSeq, a predicted model, not a curated record
AUGGCGCCCUCCAGCCUGCUGUGGGCACUGGUGGCCUUCACCUGCUCUGGCUCCAGUGUGGCCCAAAAAGUUACCCAAGACCAGCCAGUUAUAACCAAGCAAGAGGGGUCAACAGUCACGCUCAACUGUCGGUAUGAAACAAGUUUGGGUACUUACUAUCUUUACUGGUACAAGGAGCUUCCUGAUGGAAAGCUCACUUACCUUAUUCACCAGCCUUCUUCUGCCAAAAAUGCACAAAGUGGUCGCUAUUUUAUACAUUUGAAGAAAGCAGACAAAUCUAUCUCAUUCAUCAUUAAACGCUUACAACUGGAUGAUUCGGCAAAGUAUUUCUGUGGUCUUCAGGAACGCACAGUGCUUGAGAAACGAUCAGCCAUGGACUCUGACGAGGGAGGAGACCACGUGGGCCGUGGGAUUAAGUGUGACACCAGCGCCACUCGGGCACAUGUGGUCUGCCAGGUGCUCCCCACUUGUGCAGCAAGCAAAAGCCCUGAGACCCGGACCUUCUCAGAGGAUAGAUCUGGUGUGGCCCAGAAAGUAGUUCAAGACGAGCCAACUACAGUCCAACAAAAAGGGUUCCAAGUCACCCUGAAGUGUCGGUAUGAAGUACCUUGGAGUUGGAGUACAUACUACCUGUACUGGUACAAGCAGCUUCCCGAUGGGAAGAUGACUAAUGUUAUUCGUCAGUAUUCUUCUGAUAACAAUGCGGUAAAGGGCCGCUUUUCUGUAAAACUCCAGAAAGCAGACUACACCUUUCCCCUCACCAUUAAAUCCUUACAACUGGAAGAUUCGGCAAUGUAUUUCUGUGCUCUCAGUGAUACACUGUGUUUGAAAUGA